AUGCCGGAGCACAGUCGAUUAAACUGCAGGGCGUGUCAUGCCUUUUAUCCGAAUGUGAACAUUGUAAAGUGUUGCAGCAGAGUCUUAGGCGAGAUCAGUUUCUGCGAAUCUUGCCAUCGCCGUUACCAUCCCGCAUGUAAUAAUCACGUGAGCGCAGUGCGGCACGAGGACCGGAAGUGUGAUUCUUGCUUGGCGCACGAGGCCACUGUCGUCUGUCCGAUGUGUACUGGUCGUCUUACGCCGGUUCAGCUAUGUAGGAAAUGUAGCGAGCAGAUUCACAUCGACCUAUACCUGUGCCAUCUAGACCACGUGUUCAGUGUUUCAUCUUAA
Molecule: messenger RNA, 330 nt
Organism: Mya arenaria
Lineage: Eukaryota; Metazoa; Mollusca; Bivalvia; Myida; Myidae
Exons: 3
Coding region: 1-330 (109 amino acids)
Source: RefSeq, a predicted model, not a curated record